AUGAAUAGCAUAUCCAUUAAGGAACACCUUCAACUGGCUAUUAUUGGUUGUGCGACUGUAGCCGCCAAAUAUGAAGAAGUCCAGCAGUGGUCGGUUCUGGAAUAUGCGAAAUAUUGUUACAGCGAACACGUGCAUGUACUGCGCGCAGAAAAGGACGUGCUACGAACACUGAACUUUGAAAUCACUGGGCCACAUUCCAUUAGUUUCAUCCAACGUUACACCCAGUAUUUCAAAAUCAACCUAAAUCGACUGGCCAAAAAAAUAUGUGAAGCUGCAAUAUACGACUACAACACCUGUCAUACAAAGCCGUCUGAGAUCGCCGUUGUCUGUGUUUGCCUUGCCGCUGCAUUGGAAAAAGUCGAGAUCCCGGAGAAACUAUACAAAAUAAUCAAGUAA
Molecule: messenger RNA, 396 nt
Organism: Gongylonema pulchrum
Lineage: Eukaryota; Metazoa; Nematoda; Chromadorea; Rhabditida; Gongylonematidae
Source: the annotation of a GenBank genome assembly